CUGCUACUUCUUCUAAAUAUUUAUUAGUAGACUAUUAAUAGGCUGUUUACAGAGUUGUAGCCUAAAUAAUAGGCUGUUUUAACAAACUCAUAUCAACUUUGCCUGCUGUUCUAAACAUGUCAUUAAGUCAAUGCAUUGCAGGUCGAUAAUGCAAACGUCACGAUGCCUGUUUUUGAGGUCAUUUCCUAUUCAAGGUUUAUGAUACUGAUUACAAUGAUAAACAUUGAGAGCGCGCGCGCCAGCGGUUGCCAGAUUGGGUCAAAUUCCUACUGAACACUUUGGCGAGUACAAAAUCGUUGUAUUAAUUACUCUACUCUCUAAAGAUUAGAGUUUAGGCUUUUAAGAGUGAUUAGUGAUGAGUAUAAAUUGUAAUCAGCAGGUACUGUAGUGUGGAAACCCUGUAAAAUAAUGGGGGGGGGGGCCGCGGGGAGCGGUUGCUUGGUUACUGGUAGAGGGCGGGGUCAGCCCGAAUAUAAACGCAUGGAGGGGAAAUAAAAGAAGACAACAAACCCUCGAAAUGUAGGCCAACGUGCGUGACCCACUUACACACACACACACACACACACACACACACACACACACACAUACAAAACAGAAUCCUUAAAUAGUGCACUAUAGUAACUUUACAUUAGUGCUACGUGUAUACAGUAACAUACAGUUGUAACACAUAGUUGCUGUAGCAUUCUAAACUGUUGAACCCAGGGAUAGAGUGACAUUUUGUUCAUAUUCAAGUUCCUUCCUAAAAACUUGCGGAUAAAUAUAAUGCCCCGGCUAACAACGUGUGUGUUGGUGAAGCCAAUUAAUUUAAGCCAUAGUCCUAUUUUCACAACUGUAUGAGAAAUAUAAUAUAAAGCGAUUAUUCAUUCAUCUCUUCGGUAAACGUAUCAUCCUGGUUAGGGUCGUGGUGGAGCCGGAGCAGUCCAUCCAUCACAGGACACCAUGCAUAUACAUUUAGGGGCAGUUUAGCAUAGUCAAUCCACCUAACAGCGUUUUUAUUUUGUGUGUGUGUGUGAGGAAACCAUCACAAACACGGGGAGAACAUGCGGAAAAAGUCAGUAACUCCAGCUCAGGAUCGACCCAGAGACUGUGGAGUUGUGAGGCAGCGAUGCUCCGUAGUGAACCACCAUGCUGCCUGUAGAAUGUUUAUUUGUUUAUUUACAUUUGUGAAUGUUGGCCUAGUUUCUUGGGUGUUUUAGCAGAAAAAAAGGAACCUGGACUAAUACAAAAUGACAUUUGAAUAGGCAGAGCAAGGUCCACCAUAUGGAAAAAUGACUUCCUGCCCUUGUGUUACAGCUCUGUGCAGACUACACUAACAGGCCUGUAUUGAAAUAGUAUGUGGCGCUACUGACAUUCUAUUUAGCACAGCAGCAUGUCGUCUGGAUGGCAGCCCAAGUGUGAUCAAGGAGAUCCCUCCUCUCACCUUGGCACGACUCCAGUUCUUGUGUAUUUUUCUUUCAGAGUGCCAGGGUAAUUUCCAGAGAGGGUUUGUAUGUGGAAGAAGCAAAACACAGGAGCAUGACCUUAAUUUAACAUGUUGCAACAAACCAUGGUUUGUGAUGUUAUGGCAGACGAUUUCCUCCAGCAAACCACAGCCUUCAGAAUAUGUUAGUGAAAGAUGUUAGAUGACCUGUUUUAAAAAAAAAAAAAAAAAUUUUUUUUGCCCCAAACCCUUGAACAACAUCCACAGACCCACUACAAUCAGCACACAUAAAAUCUCAGGCUCAGAUUAACCCACAAACUAUAAUUAACUCCUGCAUUCAAGAUUGCCUUGGAGUAUUGACGUGUCCUAUUUGAUUUUAUGGAAAUAACAUUCAUUUGACAAACAUGUCAUUAAAUUACUGAUGAAAUAAAUGGAGUGCUAAGAUUAAAAAAUGGAUUCAUGUAAACUGCAACAGAUUACUGUGUCCACAGAAGAAGGUCACCAGCAUCAGGUCGCUCAAAGUGUUUUGUGGAGGAGUAUCGGGUGUUUUUGGCUCUACUUCCCUUGCCAGAGUGCUGACAACAGGAGAUCGUGGAGACUGAAGUGUCAUCUUGUGGUUCCACACAUGGACAACUGGCGGUAUCUCCCUCAGUCAGGGGGUGACGAGUCCAAACUCUCCACCUCAGGCAUCCAACCAGAUUGUAACUGCGAGGCCAGACAGGUCAAAAGAGAACCAGGUGACUCAGUUAUCACUACAAGAGUCAGGAUGGAAGAGCAUUCAGAUGUUCCCUGCAAGGUGCCUCGCUUCCAGUAUGUUGACUUCCCCUCACUACACCAAUGCAUCAAGCAGCUAUCUGUGCCACCACUGGAGGGUUGGCUAGCCUCAUGCCCACUUGGAAAGGUGCCAUCACACCGUCCCAGCAGCCCAAAGGAGAAGGUGCCCAAGUUUAAAUAUGUGGACUACCCAUCACUCUACCACUGCAUCCAGCAGCUUUCUGUGCCUCCAUUGGAGAUCUGGAGCUCAAAGCUUACAAAGCCCAGCACAGGUGGGUUACAGACAGACACAGUAGGGGUGCAGUGCCCCUCUCAGGUGCUUGGAGAUAGAAGGAAAAAUGAAGAGACGCAAGAAAAUAGAGCAGAACAGCAAAGCAAGAAAAAGAGGGGGAGUGGGAGCACAGUACAUGUCCCAAUUCCAGGGCCGGCAGUCCUGCAGCACAUGAAAGGUACACAUCCAAGCUCGGUCUCGGAGAAGGAAGAGAAUUCCCAAGGAGAUUCCAACAUGCACCAAAAGCACUCUGGUUUUAGCUCAGAUUGUGUUUCUAGAUCUGAGUCAGGUUCUAGACCAGAACUGGACAGAGCAGCAGAAGAUAAUGAGAAAAGUCUCAGGCCAUCUGUUAUCAGCCUGGUGCGUUCAGAAAGACAGAGACACAGAGUGCAACCAGAGGAGCGAGAGAGGUGGAAAUCUCCAGCUCCCAUAACACAGGUGGAGCAGCCACUAGAUCUCGAGUUGGUCUGUCCCCUCGACCAGCAGAUAGUUCUAGAUCCAGUGCAGCACCAAACUCACCAGUGCAGACACAAAGACAAGGGACCACAUUGAUGGCCUGACUUCAAGAUUGGCCACUUUCAGACUCUUCCAAGAUAUCAUCGGUUGUCUGUUGUGGCACUUUGGUCUUAUCAUCUUGUUCAGCAUCUACAGGAUGCUUGUAGUUGACAAGGACUUCUCAGCGAAGAGCAGGAACAAUCUGGUGGUUAUUGACUGAGUGAGAUCAAAAAACAACAGAAACACACCCUUUAGAAUUUUGCCUUCCAAAAUGCAAAGCUAAAAAUGAAAGGUUUUAAAAGCCAAACUGGGCUGUCUAUAAGAGGAUAUUCAGACCAACACAUACAUACAUACAUACCCCUUUGCAUUAUUGGUAAUACCAUCAGUCUAGUGGUACUAAAUAAAAGCUACUGGAAUUUUGAAUACAUUUAUACUUCUGUAAGUUUCGAAAAGAGUGAUUUAAUGCCCAGGUGCUUUGAUCUAAAAACUUCCAAACCUUAAGUGCUGAAAAUUUUCACAGACAUUUUACUGUCCUAAAUGAGUACAGACCAACUGAUACAACACUGUUAGCCUGUGAGGAGAACAUAUCUGGUGAAACCAGCUUUAAGAUCUGACACAGGCACCAGAAUUUUCUGUUAAUAGGAUUUUGGAGAGAUACUUUACAGACUAGCAAACUUGAAGCUCUGAACCAGUUUCCUCAAGAAAAGAUGGAGGCACAAAGAUCAUGAUAAAAUCUCUAUUUUAUCCCCCCAACAACAGAGUCCUGCCAUCAACUGCAGGGUUGAAGUAUGGCGGUGAUGACAGAAUGAAAAUUCAGGCGUAGGAAACUUGAGAAGUGGGUCAAAAACUGAGUGUGAGCAACACUUUGGGCUUUCUCUCUGAAAGAGUCAAGUUGAUCUUGCCUUUGGGAAACCAGACCCAGAGCAGGAUACAAAUGCAUUUCUAAAGACACUGGGGGUUGACAAUUUAGUUCUGGGUGCCUAAAAGAAUGGCUGUUGCUUAUGCUGCAAAAAUGGUUUGUUGAUAAUUUAAUAACUGUUUUUUGGGUUGUUUCUUUUUUUUUUAUUAAUCUUUGUAUUUCUGAAGUGUUUUUAAUGGAAUAUCAUGUACGAGUGCUAAAAUGUAGAGUUAACUUAAUACAUAUAAACUGGUUUUCAAAAUA
Messenger RNA from Ictalurus punctatus (channel catfish), 4122 nucleotides. RefSeq lists its product as uncharacterized. The coding region runs from base 1872 to 3017 and encodes 381 amino acids. Lineage: Eukaryota; Metazoa; Chordata; Actinopteri; Siluriformes; Ictaluridae. The transcript is spliced from 3 exons. The record is from RefSeq and is a predicted model, not a curated record.